UUCACUUUUAAUUCACGCAACUACUCACUCAACCAACACUCUCUCUCCUUUCACUUUAUUAAAACAAAAACAAAAAGUCAAAUAUUAUCCAAUUCUCUCAGAACUACGGAGAUGGACGGCCUGAUCAAGGGCUUAAUGGACGUGGCUCUUGGCGGCCACGACGACAAAGACGAUGAUGCUUCCAACUCACAAUCUCGAGAUGAACGGUCCAGAUCCAGCUGGGCUCAAGUGGUAUCCGGGGAUCAGGAUAACGAUGAUCUAGUGCGGCUUGGUUCUCGUCCCACAAAUCGGUGGGAAAAUCAGAGUGAUGGAAUCCAAGAGGAAUGGAAUUUAAAACCUUCAAGGCGAUCCACGAAGGAAGUUCAUGAAGGCUAUGAAAGAAAUGAAGGUCAUGAGCAACAUGAUUAUGACCCAAACCAGUGCGUUAGAAAGAUUUUCAUCAAGGAUGAAGGGGAAAAUAGUAAUGAUGGUUGGGAGACUGUUGGCAAAAAGCAUCGCAAGCGGCCACAUAAGAUUCAAAAGGAACAAUGGCAUGGAUACAAAAGACCUCCUAGUGAACAAGAAUACUCAGAUGACGUUGAAGAUGGUAUAGAUUUAGUACCAUCACAAGAGGAGCUUUCUGACUUGUCCCAAGCUUGCAACAGGCUCUGGCAACUUGACAUAAACCGGCUGGUGCCUGGCAAGGACUAUCAGAUUGAUUGUGGUGAUGGCAAGAAAGUCUAUGAAAAGGAAGAUAUGGCACAAGGAAGCCUAUUUAGCUGGCUAAAUGAAGAAAUUUUUAGGAAGCCUACUUUUUCUCGCUUUUGUUCUCUGCUUGAUAAUUAUAACCCAAACGAAGGAUGCAAAGAAGUUAUCACUUCUGAAGAAAGGCAAGAGCAAGCUGCUUUUAUAGAAGAAAUCAGCAGAACUGCACCAAUUAAAUAUCUUCAUAAAUAUCUUGCUUCCAGAGCCAUUGUGUCCGACAAUUAUCAGGAUUUUAAAAGAACAUUGACAAGUCUCUGGUUUGAUCUAUAUGGUCGAGGUGGUACUUCUGGUUCCUCUUCUGCUUUUGAACAUGUCUUUGUUGGGGAAAUUAAGAAACGUGGGGAACAAGAAGUUUCUGGCUUCCACAAUUGGCUCCAGUUUUACCUUGAAGAAGCAAAAGGGACAGUUGAUUACCAAGGUUAUAUUUUCCCCCGGCGACAUGGGCAGACACCCGACUCUGAAACCCAGUUGCUUACUGUUCAGUUUGAAUGGAAUGGAAUUCUCAAAUCUGUAUCAAGCAUUUUAGUUGGCGUGAGCCCAGAGUUUGAAGUUGCACUAUACACCCUCUGUUUCUAUAUGGGCGGAGAGGACAACCAUGUGGAGCUAGGUCCAUACCCUGUUAACAUCAAGUGCUACCGUCUUCGAGAUUGCAUUGGGUCUGUGUUCCCUAUAGCAGAGUGUUGAGUUUUACAUUUUUUUUUUUUAGCAGCUUUCUUGAUAGAUAUGGAAGACUGCAAAUGUUCUUGAGAACUUAUAGCAAAUUUAUGAUUUAUAUCCUCUUUAUAAAAGUCAGCACUGGCUACUAUGAUGUAAUGAAACAUAAAAUAAACUGUCAUCUACAUUUUAUUUAUGAUGUUGGUAUUAUCUACCUGAUGCUGUAGAGUACCAGCAAUGCAGCUAUAUCGGAUUAUUUUUGCA
Molecule: messenger RNA, 1662 nt
Organism: Ricinus communis (castor bean)
Lineage: Eukaryota; Viridiplantae; Streptophyta; Magnoliopsida; Malpighiales; Euphorbiaceae
Product: uridylate-specific endoribonuclease B
Exons: 8
Coding region: 112-1428 (438 amino acids)
Molecular function (GO): RNA endonuclease activity
Source: RefSeq, a predicted model, not a curated record